GACAUGCACCGCAGAUCCAACGGCAUAUGUGGGCCCAAACCAAACUUCCAAUCCAGGAGAGAAGACAGAAGAGAUCGCCCUUCAAAUCGAAACAACUCGCGAGAACCCUGAAACCGCCCCUCCCUUCUCGGCUUCUCCCCACUCAAGCACUCCUCUCCACCGGGCAAGCGCCGCCCCCCAGUCUUUCUCGGUUUCUUUUUUCUUCGUCGUGACAAUCCCCCCUCCUUUCUUGGCUUCUUUGUUGAUCCCCCGACGUUCUUGGCACGCCGGCGGCCGGGGCCGCCUCGCCGCUGAUGCAAUCUUCCGGCGGCGGGGCCAGCCGGGGGAAGGUUCGCGGUAAGAAGAGGCGCCUCGAGCGCGCGAUGGCCUCCGGAGCCGUCGAGGGGGAGGCAGCCGGUCGCGCCAGUAACGGCGGCGGCUGCGGCGACGGCGAAGGCCUCCCCCUGCUGGUGGAGGAGACCGUCGGGCGCCCGCUGCCGGGCUACGAGGCGCCGACGGGGCUCAGCUUCAGCCCCGAUGACCGCCGCAUCGCCUUCCUCUUCAGCCCCGACGGCACCCUGCACCGCAGCGUGUUCAUCUUCGACAUCGCGGAUGGGAGGCGGGAGCUGCUAUUCACGCCCCCCGACGGCGGCGGGCUCCAGGAGGGCAAUCUCUCCGCCGAGGAGCUGCUGAGGCGGGAGCGUGCCCGCGAGCAUGGCCUCGGGGUCACGUACUACGAGUGGAGCUUCGGCUCGGACAGUAGCCCCGACGGUAUCGUCGUGCCCCUCCCGUCCGGGGUUUACUUCCAGGAUUUCCGUGGUUCAGAGCCAGAACUCAAGCUACAAAGUGCACCUACUUCCCCAAUCAUUGAUCCACAUCUUUCUCCAUGUGGUAGCAUGAUUGCUUUUGUAAGGGAUGAUGAGCUUUAUACGUUGGAUUUUUUUGAUGGUGUAAUUAGGCAACUGACAUUUGGUGCUAGAGAAAGUGGAAAGACUCAUGGACAUGCGGAGUACAUUGCACAGGAGGAGAUGGAAAGGAAGAUGGGGUUUUGGUGGUCUCCAGAUAGUGAGAACCUUGCUUUUACUGAAGUAGAUUCAUCUGAACUCCCACUGUAUAGAAUUAUGCAUCAGGGCAAAGAUUAUGUUGAUCCAACUGCUCAAGAGGACCAUCCAUACCCCUUUGCUGGAAAAGCUAAUGCUAAAGUGCGCCUUGGAGUUGUUCCUUCACAUGGAGGAGAAAUAACUUGGAUGGAUGUCCUUUGUGGUGAGCAAAAUAAGUCCAAUGGUAGUGAGGAGGAAUACCUUGCUAGAGUCAAUUGGAUGCAUAACAAAGCUCUUGCGGUUCAGGUUCUUAACAGAACCCAUACCAAACUUAAGCUGCUUAAGUUUAAUAUUGCUACUGGGAAAAGGGAACUAUUACUGGAAGAAAAGCAUAAUGUAUGGGUUACAGUACAUGAUUGUUUCACUCCUCUAUAUAAAGGAGGAAAUGAUAAAUAUCCAGAUUGUUUCAUUUGGGCCAGCGAGAAGACAGGAUUUAAACAUUUUUACCUUUGUGGUAACGAUGGAACUUGCCUUGGACCUCUCACACAAGGUGAUUGGAUGGUUGAGCAGGUGGUUGCUGUCAACGAGGGCACUGAACUGGUAUAUUUUACUGGUACAUUGGAUGGACCAUUGGAAUCACAUUUAUAUGUGACAAACCUUUAUCCUGACCAAAGUCUACCGUUACAAACACCCCAGAGAUUGACUCAUGGAACGGGAUGGCAUUCAGUUAUUCUUGACCAUCAGUUGCUAAGGUUCAUUGAUGUGCAUGAGUCAUCAAAGUCUCCUCCUGUGAUAUCACUUUGCUCAUUGUUUGAUGGAAGUGUAAUGAUUCCUAUAUAUCAGCCAGUGACAGACCCAAAACUUAUGAAGCUUCAGCAAUUGUCUCCAGAGAUGGUCCAGAUUGGCACAAAGGAUGGGACCACCUUAUAUGCAAAUAUGUACCUCCCUGAUGAGAAACAAUUUGGGCCACCCCCUUACAGAACACUAAUUAGUGUAUAUGGUGGUCCUAGUGUACAACUAGUAUAUGACUCAUGGAGUAACACAGUGGACAUGAGAGCUCAGUACCUGAGAAAUAAGGGUAUAUUAGUUUGGAAGCUGGAUAACCGAGGUACGGCAAGGCGCGGAUUGCAAUUUGAGGGACAGCUGAAGUAUAACAUCGGUCGUGUGGAUGCUGAAGAUCAACGGACAGGUGCAGAGUGGCUAAUAAAACAAGGCCUGUCCAUAAGGGGACGUAUAGGUCUGUACGGCUGGAGCUACGGUGGAUAUCUGUCAGCAAUGUGCCUUGCAAGGUUCCCUGACAUAUUCUGCUGUGCAGUAGCUGGUGCUCCAGUUACAGCCUGGGAUGGGUAUGAUACGUUCUACACUGAGAAGUACAUGGGCCUGCCAUCAGAGAAUAAGGACGUGUAUGAAUUUGCAUCGAUCAUGCAUCAUGUGAACAAUCUCAAGGGGAAGCUGCUCCUCGUUCACGGCAUGGUCGAUGAGAACGUACAUUUUAGGCAUACCGCAAGGCUCAUCAACUCGCUUAUUGCAGCGAGAAAGCCCUAUGACAUUCUCAUCUUCCCAGAUGCACGGCAUCUGCUGCGUGGGAAAUGCAACCGCCUUUACAUGGAGGAGAAUAUUAGGGAAUUUUUAGAUAGGAACCUGUGAGAUCUGCAGAAAAUUUUGUUGCCCCCUUUGGGCGGUUGAGAACUAGUUCAUCUGUAUACCUCCAUAGAAGGUAAAGAAGCAUAGAAUUUUUUUUACUGUGCAGAGAAAUGUCUGCAGCAUUGCACGAUUAAAGGUGCAAUCCAGGUUUUCUUCGUUUGACUUUUUAUGGUGCAGUUGUACAAAAAUUUGCAGCACACUGCACUGUACCAUAUUAGAAAGUUACAUCAUAGCUUAUUCCUUUGUAAAA
Molecule: messenger RNA, 2913 nt
Organism: Setaria italica (foxtail millet)
Lineage: Eukaryota; Viridiplantae; Streptophyta; Magnoliopsida; Poales; Poaceae
Product: dipeptidyl aminopeptidase 4
Exons: 5
Coding region: 294-2666 (790 amino acids)
Biological process (GO): proteolysis
Molecular function (GO): dipeptidyl-peptidase activity; serine-type peptidase activity
Source: RefSeq, a predicted model, not a curated record